This is a messenger RNA of Candidozyma auris, 360 nucleotides long. It is a transcript of the gene MED9, whose product is annotated as Med9p. The record is from RefSeq and is a predicted model, not a curated record. Gene Ontology annotation, molecular function: transcription coregulator activity. The transcript has a single exon. Bases 1 to 360 code for a protein of 119 amino acids. Gene Ontology annotation, biological process: regulation of transcription by RNA polymerase II. Gene Ontology annotation, cellular component: mediator complex. NCBI's taxonomy places the organism in Eukaryota, Fungi, Ascomycota, Pichiomycetes, Serinales, Metschnikowiaceae.
AUGAGCAGCGAAAAGGAGUCAGCCAAUGGCAAAAUCCAGGACAUUGAUAUGAAAGACGCUCAUGAGGUUGAGGAAAGUGCCCUUGACAAGGUAGAGGCGAUUGAGCUCCUUCCUAAUCUCUUCACUCUUCUUCAGCAGCUAGAGAAAGGCGAGUUGCAGCCAAAGGACUUUGAUAAUCACGCCGGCACAAUCAGGAUGAAGCUCAACAACAUGAGGAAGCUUCUUCAGGAAAUUGACGGCAUCUGCGAGCCUAUCGAGGAUCGGUUGGCGGAGAUUGAAGCGAUCAGAGAGAGUAAUCUGAGGAAGAAAGAGUUCAUCGACGAAUUCCGCCAGCGAGUAAUUCAUGAUUUGAAAGAAUAA